Glycine soja is the source of this 2167-nucleotide messenger RNA. RefSeq lists its product as uncharacterized. NCBI's taxonomy places the organism in Eukaryota, Viridiplantae, Streptophyta, Magnoliopsida, Fabales, Fabaceae. The coding region runs from base 742 to 1887 and encodes 381 amino acids. The transcript is spliced from 2 exons. The record is from RefSeq and is a predicted model, not a curated record.
CUUUGUGAAUGAUCAUGGUCAGUGAUGUUGGCCGAAAAGCUGUGCAUAUUGUUAAUCAAUCUUUGGUCUUUUUAAAUAGAGAAAGUCAUGUUUUGCGCAAAACCCGGAUAGAAAGUGCAGGUAACAAACAUUGAGCAUUGUGCAAUGAACAUAAAUUUAUGCAUACAUGGCAAAGACAGAAGUAGAUGGUAUCAUAGCACUUUUUAGACCUUAAAUAAAGAAUGAUCAUAAUUGAUUCUCCACCUUGGUUUAUGUUACUACAUAUUCACAAAACUACUCUCAGAUCUCAAAUUAACAAUUUGAAAUCCGGCUCCACUUGUUUAGUGUAAACACUACCUGCCCCCACCAUUGGAUAUAUGUAGAACAUAGUUCCAACACAAUAGUACAGUGAGUGAUCAAAAGCCAGUAUUUAAAUUUUAGGCUUCAGGGUCCGCUCAUUAUAAACCUAGUCAAAUGAGAUAAUAAAAUAUCAGGUAAUAAAGAUGUGCCCUAGUGUAUUGCUGGAUUUUGCUUUUCAUAGCUGAAAAGUGAAAAGUCUUUGAUGUUUAAAAGUGCCAUGCUGGAUUUCAAUUUCAUCUUAAAAAGUUUCUUGUUUCAGGCUCAUACCAUUGUUUGUGUUAUCGAAGGCCAAAGCUUAUAAUCACUUCUGUGACCCCAGUUCUGUAUAUUUUGCAGGUACAGACUUGAAGUUGGGCACUAACUACUGGUAAGGAUUUCCCAUGUGUGCAUUAUCUACAUACCAUGGGGUGUUUUUCUUCAAAAGUCAUAGCCAGAUCAAUCAGCUUCCAUGAAGAGAGAAAGAAGAGAUCACAGAGAAAAACUAACGGCAUUCCAUUGCUGGAAGAUCUAAUCAUCUCCACUGGUGGCAGUGACCAGUACCUUGCUCUUUUCUGUGCAGCUAACACAGUAUCCAACAAACUGCAUUCUGGAAGUUUAAGUUCUAACACUUCCUCAAAACUGGCCAUUGAGCCUGCCAGUGCCAGUUCUGAAACUAUCAAGAAGUUGAAGCUGCCAUCAUCAGCAAGACUAGGCCAAGGAGAAGGGAAACAAAUUGAGAGUGAUAAGAACAGGUCCAAAAGUUGGCACCAAUUUCCAGAACACAUUGUGCAGUCUCUUGCUCAGGAGAAUUCAUCUGGUUUUGAAGAUAAACAUGACUUGAGCUCCAAGGGUGCUGCGCGUAGUAGGAGCUUUCACACAUUGAAGGAAUAUGAUGAUAUGGUUAAAAAAAUAUGGUUGGCCGAAUCCCUCACAGAUCAGCAAAGUGAGUUUAAUGAUGAAGAAGAUGCUGGUUCAGGAGCUAAUACAACUCAUCAUACUGAGGAUAGGGAUUGUGUCAUCAAGAAGAUGCAACCACCAUGCUUAAACAAAAAUUAUUCAUUGGAAGAAAGAGAAGAAAGAAAAGUAGUGAAGGAGACCGACAACUUGAGUACAACAUCAGAAAUCAGCACAGUAGCUACAACUCCAAGUCCUAAAAGUCACAUAUCUAGUUCAGGUAUUAAGAAUGAGGGAGUGGUUCCAAGCCAUAAAACAAGCACAAUUGAGAAGGGAAUUAAGAGAAAAGCUGUGGCAAAGAGGCUAGAAUCACUUAGAAUCCCAACCGGUGUCGAAUAUCCAGCAAUUGCUAGUCUUAGAGAAUGGCUCCCUGCAAGUGGAAUAUACUCUCCUGAAUCCUAUGUCACCCCAAAAUUUGGCAGUUAUUCUAUCAUGGACAUUAGAAAUGCAAAUGAAUCCAGUGAGGAUUCUGUAUUUAGUCCAGAGUUGGUGUCUGCCUUUGAACAAUGUAUGCAAAAACUUGAAGCAGAUGAAGAAAACAUUCUGAAACAAAUUGUAGAGAAUGUGGAGGAAGAAAGUGAAGCAAGCAGCCCCAAGAAAGAACACCAUGCAUAGAAAAUCAAACAACUGAAGGUGAAUUUUGUUAAUAAUGGAUAAAUCAUAGACAAAAUUGUUAUUUCUACUCCACUACUCUAUUUUUCACAUCUUCAAUGCCUGUAUGCAUGUGAAUUUUCAGGUCACAAUUUUUUUUUUAAUUUGAGAGUAUUCUGAGAAGAGAUGCCAAUUUACAUGGCAGUGAAUGUAAAUGUACUAUGCCUACAUCCAAUGCCUUGACCACCUUUGUGUAUCAUAUCAUAGUUAUAAAAAAUUUGGAGAAAACAAUUUCGUUGGAAAA